UACAUGUAUGAAGAAAGUACGAGUGAAAGUCGUUGUUCGAAAGACUGGCUUUAGCCGCGUUGUUCUCUGGCCACAAACAAUUCAACAAGGCUCGUUAGUGAAGAGAAUAUUAAGCUUACUGAAAAAUAAGGAUCAUGAUGUUGGAGACGUGAGGCACGGUUAUCCUCCUACUCGACUGUCAGUUGCUGGAGUGAGAUCAUGGGUCCGGCUGUAUGACAGAGAUACAUUAUGGGUAACUCUAAAAGGUGGAAGAGCUUCAGAACCUGCUGUGACGACAUCUAGCUUAUCAUCUAAUUUGGGGAUUUGUUCUCCAUCUUGUGACUUUCUUCUCUCCUGCAUUGCUGCAGGUCUUCGGUUACACAAGAAAGUGUCUGAAAGAGCAUUGUCAUCUAACGGACUGUUGUAUCAAGUAGUAAAGACAACAUGUGGAUUUUCCCAUAUGACACUUUACGAAUUCAGCCAUUUGCCAUCACAUCAUUUUGUGUAUGAUCAGGUGUUAGAUCGACUUGUGGAAGUGAAUGAUUUCAAUGAACUUCUUAGAAUGAUUUUCCAAAGUGGAGCAACAAUGAAGUCAUUUUAUAUACAAAGUGCCAGUAUGGUUUAUAGACAUGCAUCUGUGCCUGGUGUAAUACCAUACUCUGGUGUUGGUUAUAUUGUUGGACGUUGUGCGUCGGAUCAACAUUCUGAGAUAACUUUUCGACUGUUUACUGAAAGGCGAAUCCAACAAGCAGUGAGGAGUAACGGCGGCAUUAGUUUAAAUGUUGAAACACAGUCAAUUACUACUGACUAUAAUACAUAUGUUUCUACAAAGACAUCGAAACAGUUAUGUGUACCACCAUGUUUAUAUGUGGGAUCCAAAGAUGAUCCCCGGUAAAGGAAACCUCACAACUUGAAAUACUUGUUUUGCAU
Messenger RNA from Corticium candelabrum, 909 nucleotides. RefSeq lists its product as uncharacterized. The record is from RefSeq and is a predicted model, not a curated record. The transcript is spliced from 2 exons. NCBI's taxonomy places the organism in Eukaryota, Metazoa, Porifera, Homoscleromorpha, Homosclerophorida, Plakinidae. The coding region runs from base 8 to 874 and encodes 288 amino acids.